AUGAACGUGUCGGUUGAAGCGGGUAUGGAGAUGAUGACGCUCCCAUCUACAGACUUCCAACCCAGAUGGGACCAAUGGUUCGCUCAGGACGUGUGUCACGACUGCGGGACCAGCGACUUCAUUGAGGACUUUGCAUCGGGCGACACCAUCUGCCUACAGUGCGGUCUGGUGGUGCCCGACCGCAUCAUAGACACGCGCUCCGAGUGGCGCAACUUCGCUGACAACGAAGGCGACGACCCGAGUCGCGCCAGUCGGGCUGAUGAGUCGCUGCCUUCGGGCGGCCUCGGCUGCAACAUCGCCACCAGUCCCCCCGCGCAGUCUGCCGUCAGUCAGACCACCACGCUCCGCCGUCCUGGCAGCGGCGGCACCCAGCUGGCCCGGCUGCAGGCCCGCAGCCAGACCGACAAAGAUGACCGCAAGGUCCUCUCGGGCUACGCCACUCUCUCGCACAUCGCGGACCUGAUCGCUCUGCCCGAGAAGAUCAGGCUGAUCGCCAAGGAGAUGUACUCGGCGUUUGCGGCCAAGCGGCGGAAGAUGCUGUUCAAGAAGAACGCACUGGAGGCGGCGGUCAUCUACAUGGCCUGCAGGGAGGCCAAGGUGCCGCGCACCUUCAAAGAGCUGGCCGGGCACACCGACCUCGCCGACAAGGACAUCCGCCACUACUACAACAUGCUCAAGAAGGCCCUCCCCGCCUCCGAGCAGCAGAUCCGCAGCGCCACAGCCGGUUCAGACCUCGUCGUACGCGUCACCAUCAUCAUUACCAUCAUCAUCACCAUCAUCGCCAUCAUCACCAUCAUCGUCAGUGAGCUAACACUAUGCGCACAGAACCGGUUCUGUUCGAAGCUGAGGCUGUCGCAUGCGGUGGUGAGCCUGGCGAUGGCGAUCGCCGACCGGGCUGCUGGGUUGCUGGAGGGCAAGAGGCCGUCGUCGAUCGCGGCGGGGGCCAUCCUGCUGGCCUCCAAGCUGAAGGGCGAGUCGAGAUCGCCGCAGGACAUCGCCCAGGCGGCCUCCAUCUCCGCCGCCACCGUGAGCAACAUCUACAAGCAGCUCAUCGACAACCAGGCCACCGUCCUGCCGCCAGGAGUAAGUAGUACACCAACACCGCCUCGCUUCUAG
This is a messenger RNA of Acanthamoeba castellanii str. Neff, 1116 nucleotides long. RefSeq names its product transcription factor tfiib repeat domain containing protein. Gene Ontology annotation, biological process: DNA-templated transcription initiation; transcription preinitiation complex assembly. Gene Ontology annotation, cellular component: nucleus; transcription preinitiation complex. Bases 1 to 1116 code for a protein of 371 amino acids. The transcript has 3 exons. Gene Ontology annotation, molecular function: TBP-class protein binding. Lineage: Eukaryota; Discosea; Longamoebia; Acanthamoebidae. The record is from RefSeq and is a predicted model, not a curated record.